Molecule: messenger RNA, 2700 nt
Organism: Melanaphis sacchari
Lineage: Eukaryota; Metazoa; Arthropoda; Insecta; Hemiptera; Aphididae
Gene: Edem1
Product: ER degradation-enhancing alpha-mannosidase-like protein 2
Exons: 9
Coding region: 244-2463 (739 amino acids)
Biological process (GO): mannose trimming involved in glycoprotein ERAD pathway; carbohydrate metabolic process; endoplasmic reticulum mannose trimming
Cellular component (GO): membrane; endoplasmic reticulum
Molecular function (GO): calcium ion binding; mannosyl-oligosaccharide 1,2-alpha-mannosidase activity
Source: RefSeq, a predicted model, not a curated record
UAGUUUACGUUUGCUGAUAACAGUUUUGUUUUUUACCGAUUAAAAUUUUAAAUUUAUUACCCAGUAUAAUAUAAAUAUUAUGUUAUAACAUUUGUUGUUUGACGCUGCGUGUAUAUACACACAUUUGCUGACGAUGACUGCACUAGUGUAUUGCGACAAUAUCAAAAUAACGAAAAAUAAUAAUAUCUAAUGUUUUUAAACUGAAAAAUACAAGUCCUAUCUGCAUAUUUUGAAAUAAAAAAAAUGAAGUUCUUGUUUUAUUUCUCAUUAAUAAAUUUACUGCUUACUCGACAUAGUAUGUGUUCACGUCAUUAUGACAGACAUCGUCUCUUAGAAUUAAGAUCGGAAGUGAAAGAAAUGUUUGAACAUGCAUAUCACGGCUAUAUGAAAUAUGCUUAUCCUUAUGAUGAAUUACGACCAUUGACAUGUGAUGGUGUGGACACUUGGGGCAGUUAUUCAUUAUCAUUGAUUGAUGCUCUAGACACUCUAGUUGUGAUGGGACUACAUGAUGAAUUUAAUAAGGCAGUUGAAUACAUAAAAUAUAAUGUUUCAUUUGAUGCUGAUAUCAAUGUAUCAGUUUUUGAGACAAACAUAAGAGUUGUAGGUGGACUUCUAAGUGCUCAUAUGCUGUCUCAUAGAGCUACAACUGAAUUAGAAAUUGGAUGGCCGUGUAAUGGACCACUGUUACGUAUGGCUGAAGAUGUAGCUAGAAGAUUAUUACCAGCAUUUGAUACCCCUACUGGUAUGCCUUAUGGAACAGUUAAUCUUCGAUCUGGUGUACCUGAAGGCGAAACAACUGUAACUUGUACGGCAGGAGUCGGUACAUUCAUAUUAGAAUUUGGAACUCUUUCUCGGCUAACUGGUGAUUUUAUAUUUGAACAGGUAGCUUUAAAAGCUCUUCAUUCAUUGUUCAACCAUAGAUCUAAAAUGGGAUUAAUGGGUAAUCAUUUGGACGUGGCUUCUGGAUUAUGGAUUGCACAUGAUUCAGGCAUUGGUGGUGGGAUUGAUUCAUAUUUUGAGUACUUAGUUAAAGGCUCUCUACUAUUUAACCUACCUCAUCUAAGAAGUAUGUUCGAUGAAUUAAGAAAACCUAUUGAUAAGUACUCAGCUACUUCCACAGGAUGGUAUUUUUGGGUGAACAUGCAAAAGGGUCAAGUAACAAUGCCCAUAUUUCAGUCAUUAGAAUCAUAUUGGCCAGGGCUUUUAAGUCUAAUAGGUGAUAUAGAUAUUGCCAUGAAAUCAAUGUCAAAUUAUCAUGAUGUAGUUAAAUUAUAUGGUUUUACUCCUGAAGUUUACAAUGUUGUCAAUCAAGAGGCUGCUAGAGAUUCAUUCCCAUUACGUCCUGAAUUAAUCGAGUCUGCGAUGUAUCUGUACAAGGCAACUAAUGGAGACCCUUAUUUAUUAGACAUAGGUAGUGACAUUCUACGCUCCAUUCAACACAGUAGUCGCACACGAUGUGGAUAUGCCACGAUUAAAAGUUGCAAGAAGCAUUCUCUUCAAAAUAGAAUGGAGUCGUUUUUCCUCGCUGAAACAACUAAGUAUCUUUAUUUACUUUUCGACCCUGAUAACUUUAUACAUAAUGAUGGAAGCCAUGGUAAAGUUUGGAACACAGCUGGUGGCCGCGAAUGUAUAAUCGAUGCUGGUGGAUACAUUUUUAACACAGAGGCUCAUCCUAUAGAUCCUGGAUUAUUGCACUGUUGUUACAUAGCUGACAACAACGAUUGGUCGCAUCGUCAACAGCCAAAAUAUCAACGUUUUAUGAAAUCGUCGUUGGUAGUCGACAAAAAAAAAGAAUCAACCAAUCAAGCUAAAGACACCGUGACUGAAGAGAACAGCAAUUCUGCAAGUGGUCAUGGUUUCACCGUGGACGAGAGCAGCGUUUAUUGGACACAACAAACGCACGAAGAUCAACGACCACAGUUCAAAAACGACCAUCAAAAACCAACAUUGGCUGCUGAUGCGAUUUCCGGAAGAUCACCGACAAUAGAAUCGUUGCAACCACCGCCGAUGCCGCCUCCAUCGUCACGACCUCCAGUGAUUUAUCGGAUGGACGACCAACUGCAGGACAACAAGAAAAAAGAGAACGAUGGAGAAACCGCUGACGAUAGUGACAAACAGUUCGAGACUUCAAACCAAUUGCAAGAGAGUGCUGUAAACCUAGAUGUUUCCGGUUCGGUAACGGCGGUCGAUUCGAACGAUUUCCACGACUACGAUGACGGUUUUAAAGAUUUAUCGUCUUCUGACCGCCAAUAUCAACAGUCGACGUCAGUUGACUAUGAUCGCGAUCGCAACGCCAACGGUGACGACGAAAAUUGGAAAGCCAAACAGCACCGUUGGACAAGUGAAAAACUGCAACAGGACGACGAAGACGCCUCGAUGACCGGACAUGACGACGGUGACAACGGUUAUCAAGUGCUCUCAUGCCCGGCGACGAAUAACUUUUACACACAUUACCGGUGGUAAUGUCGGGCUGAUGAAAAAAUGUCUCACCUAGUUAAUCUACCUGGUAUCCUUGUUGAUUUAUUUAUUUAUUAUUAUGAUAUUUUGAUAAUUUUGUUGUUGGACCAAAAAAUAUAAUAUUAUUAUUAACACCGCAUAGUUUAAUAAUAUUAUAAUACGUAUAUAAUCGGAUUGUAUCUAUCUACCUACCUACCUGUUCUGAAUAUAUCGUAAUUAUUGUUUUAUUUAUGUAUUUCAUAC